Messenger RNA from Myotis myotis, 5757 nucleotides. It is a transcript of the gene DAGLA, whose product is annotated as diacylglycerol lipase alpha. The coding region runs from base 296 to 3406 and encodes 1036 amino acids. The record is from RefSeq and is a predicted model, not a curated record. Gene Ontology annotation, biological process: lipid metabolic process. NCBI's taxonomy places the organism in Eukaryota, Metazoa, Chordata, Mammalia, Chiroptera, Vespertilionidae. The transcript has 21 exons. Gene Ontology annotation, cellular component: postsynaptic membrane; dendrite membrane.
GGGGGGCGGAGGCGGCCUCCGCGCCGGCGCCGGCGCCCUGCGGAAGCGGCGUUAGUGAAUCGGGGCCUCGGGGAGCCCAGGAUGGAGGUGGCGGCGGCGGCGGGCCGAGCUCUGCGGAGGGCGGGAGACUGACCGCCAGCCAGCCAGCGAGGGAGCCGUGGAUGCUGCCGGCCCGGCCCGAGAGCCAUGCGUCUUCGAGAGCAUGAGAGAGCGGAUCCCAGCGCAGGCUCCCUGGGGUGGCCCUGUUCAUGGAGGUGAGCGCCAGGCCUGCUGAGCCCCUGCAGAGCCGCCAGCCAUGCCCGGGAUCGUGGUGUUCCGGCGGCGCUGGUCUGUGGGCAGCGACGACCUCGUGCUGCCGGCCAUCUUCCUCUUCCUCCUGCACACCACCUGGUUUGUGAUCCUGUCCGUGGUGCUCUUCGGCCUGGUCUACAACCCGCACGAGGCCUGCUCCCUGAACCUGGUGGACCACGGCCGCGGCUACCUGGGCAUCCUGCUGAGCUGCAUGAUCGCCGAGAUGGCCAUCAUCUGGCUGAGCAUGCGCGGGGGCAUCCUCUACACGGAGCCCCGCGAGUCCAUGCAGUACGUGCUCUACGUGCGCCUGGCCAUCCUGGUGAUCGAGUUCAUCUAUGCCAUCGUGGGCAUCGUCUGGCUCACUCAGUACUACACCUCCUGCAACGACCUCACUGCCAAGAACGUCACCCUCGGGAUGGUCGUCUGCAACUGGGUGGUCAUCCUCAGCGUCUGCAUCACCGUCCUCUGCGUCUUCGACCCCACGGGCCGCACCUUCGUCAAGCUGAGAGCCACCAAGAGGAGGCAGCGCAACCUGCGGACCUACAACCUCCGGCACCGGUUAGAGGAGGGCCAGGCCACGAGCUGGUCGCGGCGGCUCAAAGUGUUCCUCUGCUGCACCCGGACGAAGGACUCGCAGUCAGAUGCCUACUCGGAAAUCGCCUACCUCUUCGCCGAGUUUUUCCGGGACCUGGACAUCGUGCCCUCUGACAUCAUCGCCGGCCUGGUCCUGCUUCGGCAGCGACAGCGGGCCAAACGCAACGCCGUGCUGGACGAGGCCAACAAUGACAUCUUGGCCUUCCUGUCGGGGAUGCCAGUGACCAGAAACACCAAGUACCUCGAUCUCAAGAACUCGCAAGAGAUGCUGCGCUACAAGGAGGUCUGCUACUACAUGCUGUUCGCGCUGGCCGCCUACGGCUGGCCCAUGUACCUGAUGCGGAAGCCCGCCUGCGGCCUCUGCCAGCUGGCCAGGUCCUGCUCGUGCUGCCUGUGCCCCUCUCGGCCCCGGUUCGCGCCUGGCGUCACCAUCGAGGAAGACAACUGCUGCGGCUGCAACGCCAUCGCCAUCCGGCGCCACUUCCUGGACGAGAACCUGACGGCGGUGGACAUCGUCUACACCUCCUGCCACGACGCGGUGUACGAAACCCCCUUCUAUGUGGCGGUGGACCAUGACAAGAAGAAGGUGGUGAUCAGUAUUCGGGGAACCCUGUCCCCCAAGGACGCCCUGACGGACCUGACGGGUGAUGCCGAGCGCCUGCCCGUGGAGGGGCACCACGGCACCUGGCUGGGACACAAGGGCAUGGUCCUCUCGGCCGAGUACAUCAAGAAGAAGCUGGAGCAGGAGAUGGUCCUGUCCCAGGCCUUCGGGAGAGACCUGGGCCGCGGAACCAAGCACUACGGCCUGAUCGUGGUGGGCCACUCCCUGGGCGCGGGCACCGCCGCCAUCCUCUCCUUCCUCCUGCGCCCCCAGUACCCGACACUCAAGUGCUUCGCCUACUCCCCACCUGGGGGCCUGCUGAGUGAGGACGCCAUGGAGUACUCCAAGGAAUUUGUGACGGCCGUGGUUCUGGGCAAAGACCUUGUCCCCAGGAUCGGCCUGUCGCAGCUGGAGGGUUUCCGCAGACAGCUCCUGGACGUCCUGCAGCGGAGCACCAAGCCCAAAUGGCGAAUCAUCGUGGGAGCCACUAAAUGCAUCCCCAAGUCCGAGCUGCCCGAGGAGGCGGAGGUGACCGCCAUGGCCAACACGCGGCUCUGGACCCACCCCAGCGACCUGACCAUCGCCCUGUCGGCCAGCACCCCCCUCUACCCGCCCGGCCGCAUCAUCCACGUGGUGCACAACCACCCCGCAGAGCAGUGCUGCUGCUGCGAGCAGGAGGAGCCCACGUACUUCGCCAUCUGGGGCGACAACAAGGCCUUCAACGAGGUGAUCAUCUCCCCGGCCAUGCUGCACGAGCACCUCCCCUACGUGGUCAUGGAGGGGCUCAACAAGGUGCUGGAGAACUACAACAAGGGGAAGACGGCCCUGCUCUCUGCAGCCAAGGUCAUGGUGAGCCCCACCGAGGUGGACCUCACUCCCGAGCUCAUCUUCCAGCAGCAGCCGCUGCCCACUGGGCCGCCCGUGCCCGCCGGCCUCGCCCUGGAGCUGCCUCCCGCAGACCACCGGAACAGCAGCACCAGAAGCAAGUCCCAGUCGGAGAUGAGCCUGGAGGGCUUCUCAGAGGGGCGGCUGCUGUCCCCCGUGGCUGCGGCCGCGGCCGCCCGCCAGGACCCCGUGGAGCUGCUGCUGCUGUCCACGCAGGAGCGGCUGGCGGCCGAGCUGCAGGCGCGGCGGGCGCCGCUGGCCACCAUGGAGAGCCUGUCGGACACGGAGUCCCUGUACAGCUUCGACUCGCGCCGCUCCUCCGGCUUCCGCAGCAUCCGCGGCUCGCCCAGCCUGCACGCCGUGCUGGAGCGCGACGAGGGCCACCUCUUCUACAUCGACCCCGCCAUCCCCGAGGAGAACCCGUCGCUGAGCUCCCGCACCGAGCUGCUGGCCGCCGACUCCCUGUCCAAGCACUCCCAGGACACGCAGCCCCUGGAGGCCGCCCCGGGCAGCGGGGGCGCCACCCCCGAGCGGCCCCCCAGCGUGGAGGCCCACGAGCGGGGGGAGGAGGAGGGGGGCGGCAGGGGGGCGCCCCGCGGAGAGCUGGCGCUGCACAACGGGCGCCUGGGGGACUCGCCCAGCCCGCAGGUGCUGGAGUUCGCGGAGUUCAUCGACAGCCUCUUCAACCUGGACAGCAAGAGCAGCUCCUUCCAGGACCUGUACUGCAUGGUGGUGCCCGAGAGCCCCACCAGCGACUACGCCGAGGGCCCCAAGUCCCCCAGCCAGCAGGAGAUCCUGCUCCGAGCCCAGUUCGAGCCCAACCUGGUGCCCAAGCCCCCGCGGCGCUUUGCGGGCUCGGCCGACCCCUCCUCGGGCAUCUCGCUGUCGCCCUCCUUCCCGCUCAGCUCCUCGGGGGAGCUCAUGGACCUGACGCCCACGAGCCUCAGCAGCCAGGACUGCCUGGACAAGAUCCGGACUCCCAGCCUGCCCGGCGCGGCCGGCGCGCAGGAGGACCUGGCCAUCUCGGCGCGCUAGCCCCGGAGCAACUGCACCGGCGCCUGUGCCAGAGCCGGUGGCCCCUCCGGCUUCAGGCAGCUCCCCCAGGGCUCCAGGCGGCUGCCCCAGGUCCUGGCAGCUUUGAGGAGAGGCCCCAGGGGCCAGUGCAGCCUCAGGCCUGGGCACAGCUGCUGAGCUGGGGGUCCGUGUCCCUACCUCAGCCUAGGACCCCCAGAGCCAAGGCAGCUGGCAGCUGGGCUCUCCAGACAGGCGAGGGGUGAGGAGUGGGGAAGAGCCCGGGGCCCUGCCAUCUGCCCCCCAGGCCUCCUGGCACCCCUACUCCAGGACAGGCAGUGGCAUCCUGACUCCCUUCACUGCCCUCUGGCUGCCCUUCCCCACAUAUUCUCAUCUGUGGUCCAGGCCGGCAUCUGUCCUGGCCACCCCCCAGAUCUGGUGCCUGCUGGCCAGCCCCUGGGUGACCCCCACGGGGGCCUGCAGUGCUGUGUAUGUUUACAGAAGCUGCUGGGCGGGGCUCAGGGUGUGUCCUGGGCUUGCAAGCCCCCCCUCCUCAGUCAUGUGUUCAGUGGCCCCUCUGGGCAGGGCAGGGGCCUGGAGGAGGUGGGGUUAGGACCGCCCCUCCUCUACUCAUGUCCCUCACACUGACCCCUCUGUCGAUGGGUCUUGGGCACCCAGGCCUGCCCGCCUGUUCCUUACCUCCCAGCUCGUCUCCACCCCGGGGGUCCUGGUCAUUCGAAGGAUGGAGGGCACAGCUGGGACCACCCGGCUGCUGAGCUAGUGCCCUGGGGGGAAGGGGUACCCCCAUCCCCUCUUCCUUUGAGGGUCCCAUGCAGCCCCUCCACAUCACUGCCCCCCAAGCCUCAGAAGCCCAGGCCCUCGGAUCUGAAACCAAACACUUCCACUCCCCUCGCCCCUCCUCACUGGCCCGUUGACAGAAAGUGGGACCAAGAGUGGGGCCCGGUGGCAUCCGGCUCGCUGCUGGGUCAGGGGCUGUGGGGCUGGCCUGGCGUGGCCUGGGGCCUCCACAGCCCCCCACCCCCCCUUGAGCGCUUCCUCCCCUCGGGUUGAGGACGCAGGGGAGGUGGAGACCAGGCCUUCUCCCAGAGGCUGAGUGGGGGGCUGUGCAUGCUCGCGUGGGGCACGUGGGUGCAUGUGCAUGGGCACGUGCCGUUCCUGAGGGAGGGGCCGCGGGGGUGCCCACCCGCCUGCCUGCCGCCCCUCCCCCACCUGCCAAGAAGGCAGCCAGUGACCGUGAUGUGGCCGGGACACAGGGUGAGCUCAGUUUUGGACGUCACCUGUUCUCCUGGUCUCACCUGCUGCUCAGACCCCUGAUUUGGAAAACAUACGUGCCAAGGCGCCGAGCAUCCCUGUGCCUUCGUCUCCCCGGAGGCAUAACCCUCCCCCACACCCGACCCCGGCCCCACCGUGGCCUCCCGUCCGCUUGGCUCCCCAUCCCAUGAUCACUGGUACCUUGGGCCUGUGCCAUGACCCUGACCCCACUCACAGCCGGGACUGGCCCCGACCCUGCCCGCCCUGACCGAGGGGAACAGAGACCUGGAGGGAGCUGGGCCUCCCUCACUCUGUGACUCCCACUCCUCGCCAGGCUCCCAGCCCCUGCCCUGCUGAAGGCCCGCUGCUGGCAUAGCCUGGGCCCAGCGCAGAAGCAAGACGAAUCAGUGGCCCUGCGAGUGCAAAAGCAGACCAAUCAGAAAUCAGAGUAACAUUCCCACGAGCACCCUGGCCAAUGGCAGGGAGCCUUUCGGUCUGGCCUUUCCGCUCCUCCUCCGCCGAGGUGGGCCCGAGACCUCUAAGGGGCGUGGCGCCCACCCGUGCCCAGGACUGAGCCAUCAGGGACAGGCUCCCCCCCCAAGGCUGCAGCCACACAGGGUUACAGGCUUGGGGCCGGGGCAGACUUGGACUCAGCCCUGGACGCUCCGGGGCCAGCCCACCCCUACCCUGCCCCCCCCCCACGGGUGGCCUGCCGCGUGUCUCUGCCCUCCUCCCACAUCACACUCGGGGGGUCUGAGCCACCCCCCUCAGCCCAGCUCGGCUCAGCUUGACCCCCACUCUGUCCCCCAAACCCGCAGCACAAGCUCUCCCGGCCGUGCGCUGGCCUGACCUCCCUCCGGGGGCGUUGUUGGCCGCUGACCUCCAUAUGCAAUCGAUAGCGAGCAGCCGCCCCCCCCCCCCCCCGCACACGCACUCUACGUGCCAUUCUCCCGUGACUUUUUUUGUACUUAAUGUAUGAAAGAUCCAAACUAAUAUUGCUGUACAAAGGAAAGACGAAUUAAUAUAGCCUAUUCUAUAAAUAUAUCUGUAUAUACAGGGCUCUGUACAUUGUAUAGACUGUGUAUAAACUGGAUGUAGAAGCA